Messenger RNA from Ramularia collo-cygni, 1629 nucleotides. RefSeq lists its product as uncharacterized. The coding region runs from base 1 to 1629 and encodes 542 amino acids. NCBI's taxonomy places the organism in Eukaryota, Fungi, Ascomycota, Dothideomycetes, Mycosphaerellales, Mycosphaerellaceae. The record is from RefSeq and is a predicted model, not a curated record. The transcript has a single exon.
AUGACUUUCAACAACCACAACAACCACAACGGCAAUGGCUUUCCAGCCGGCGCUCUUGGCCUCCCUGCCUCUGGCUUCGGGGCCCGCGGAUCGCGAAUCAACUCUAAGAGAUUGAGCGUUGCGCUUCCGCCCAAGGUCGCUCCGAUCAACGAGAAUCAGGUCGACAAUCCGACGCCUCGCACCAGUCGCUCGCACCUGCUUGCAGGUCUGCGCACCCAGCCAAAAACUCCAGGAGUUCCGGCUUCCGCUCCUUAUCAUCAAACCCAUCACUCCAUCUCUGGACCCUCCGCAUCGCCGUGGUCAGACCAGAGCUAUGGAGGCCGUGGCCAGGCCGUCCCCCAAACCGCUACGGGCUCCACGUUCGAUUUCCCAAAUCAACAUGCAAUGCAUGCGGCGCGGCAAAUGUACGCUCUGCCCGAGCAGGUUCUCGCUCCUCCCCCAGUCUACGAGCAGGCCGAGGAGAUGGAUCCGAGCGUACUUCAGCAGAUGCAUGUCACCAGCUUGUUCCUAGCCCAGCGUCAGCAACAGCUUCAACAACAGCUCGCCAACAUUACUGCGGCAACCGGCAACAUGGGCCUUAAUGGGAACAUGCAGCGCGGUUCAUUCCACCAGAACCAGCUCCCUCUGACUUCUUCGGCACCGCAAAACUUCUACGGUCAGCAGCAACAGCAAGUGCCGGCUCCCAUCGAGGUUCCAGGUCAGCCAGGUGUCUACCUUGUCUACAAUCCUGCCAUUCAAGGCUACUCAUAUGCCUUUGACCAGAACAUGCAACAAAGUCAGCAGAUCGUGUCUCCUAUCCAGCAGAGCUCUGGGAACCAUUUCUCUCCAGCCCGCUACGAAUCGCCUACUCAGAACUACAAUGCGGCUUCGCUUCCACCCGCGGAGAGAUUGACUCCGUCGAACUCGCGCUCUUUCACGCCGCCGAAGAAAUCACAGACUCCACCAUCUGCGCUCGAGCAUGUUGAGCCUCUUCCGCCACCUUCGGCAACUGCGUUCCGCCGUGGCCACAAGAAGGCAUCGUCCUUGGCCAUUGACCCAUUUGGAAAGGUUGCAGACGGUCCAAAGACAUCAUCCACCGCCGUAUUCGGAUCUCAGCGUGCAGUGUUCCCACCAACUCCCAUGACUGGCACAUUCGGCCCAGGAGCUGCCCGCGCUGGCGAGCACCCUGUUCGGCAACCAAGGGGCCCACCGCCUCUCGAAGAGCUCACCACAGCGCCCACCAGCCAACACGAGGGAAGCAAGAAUUUUGCGACUCGUCAGCGCCGCCGCGCACUUGACAGCCUCAUGCGUGCCGGUACAACCCGCCGAGGUGUUUCUCAUUCGUCCGGCGGAAGCCCAGUGAGUGAGCGCGAGUGCAACUUCUCCACCAGCGAAGCAGGCGAAGAUAGGUUGUCCCUUGCAAGCUGUGGCAGCAGAAAGAUGAGUCCGAUCGGUUCGGAAAUGAAGGAGAAGCGUGGAAGCCCUACUUCAACAGAUGGGUACUUCGCCCUAAGCUCUGCAUCUAGCAGCGACGAGGACUGGAAACAGCCUCCGACUCCUGCAACUCCAUCUGCCUAUGGCGACGAUCGCAAGAAGAUGAUGUUGGGCGUGCUCUCUCAUGCUGAGAAGCGCAAGACACUGGCAUUUUAG